Messenger RNA from Arxiozyma heterogenica, 2421 nucleotides. RefSeq names its product Bas1p (gene BAS1). The transcript has a single exon. Gene Ontology annotation, molecular function: RNA polymerase III type 3 promoter sequence-specific DNA binding; RNA polymerase II cis-regulatory region sequence-specific DNA binding. Gene Ontology annotation, biological process: snRNA transcription by RNA polymerase III; snRNA transcription by RNA polymerase II. NCBI's taxonomy places the organism in Eukaryota, Fungi, Ascomycota, Saccharomycetes, Saccharomycetales, Saccharomycetaceae. The record is from RefSeq and is a predicted model, not a curated record. Gene Ontology annotation, cellular component: snRNA-activating protein complex. The coding region runs from base 1 to 2421 and encodes 806 amino acids.
AUGUCUCAGCAAAACAAAUCUACUUCCAGAAUAAAUACUAGUACUGAUGAUAAUCAUAAUGACAGCAGUAGCAAUAAUAUAAGAAAAAAUGAUACAUUUGAUUUAUUGGAUGUAACUGCUUCUUUAGGGUAUCAGACUCACCGCAGAAGCAGCCGAAAGGCGUGGUCCAAAGAAGAUGAUCAAGAAUUGAUAGCCUUAAUUAAUGAUGCUUUGAAACAAGUUGGUUAUAAAAACGGUAUUUUGGACAUCAAGUCUAUACAAGAAUCAUCAAAAAUUGUUAAAUUGUUACAAUGGGAUGUAAUAUGUUCCAAGUUUAGUAAUAAAUCGAGAAAUCCUAAGGAUCUGAAGAAACGUUGGACUGGUUCGUUAAAUCCAAACGUGAAAAAGGGAAGAUGGACAAAAGAGGAAGAUGAGUUGUUGUUGAAAUCAUACGAAAAACAUGGUGCACAUUGGAUGGCUGUUGCCAUGGAAAUCGAAGGUAGAACUGAGGAUCAAUGUGCUAAAAGAUAUGUCGAAGUCCUAGAUCCAUCUAGUAAAGAAAGAUUAAGAGAAUGGACUCAAGAAGAGGAUUUAUUAUUGAUUAGUAAAGUGAAGCAAUAUGGAACUAGAUGGAGAUGUAUCUGUAAAGAAAUGGAUUCUAGGCCAAGUUUAACAUGUCGAAACAGAUGGAGAAAGAUCAUUACGACAGUAAUUAGAGGACAAGCUCCUGAUGUUAUCGUUAAUGCUGUUUAUGAGAAUAAAGAUUUAGAUUUAAAAAAACUAAUACGUGAAAGCAACAAUAACAGUAAUGAUAGAACACCCAUAUACGAUGAAAAUAAUUUACAGAAAAUAAAGAUUGAAUCCAAUACAAGUAACAGAAAGAAACAAACAACAGACGUAAGACAAAUGUAUGAUUAUACUGCUGGUCUUUCAUCUACUACUACAAGUUUGAAAAAUACAGUAUUGUCCAAAAUUCCGUAUACAACAACGUCACCAUCCACUACUACCCCACCACUAUCACGACUGACCAAUUCGUUACCUCCCUUAUCACCACAUUCAAGAGUUUUGCAAAAUAACGCUAGAUCUGUAACCGAUCUAAGAAACCUUGCAUUAAAUGGCAUUACCUCCGCACCGCCACUAAAUACUUCAGAAGUGGAAUUGAAUACAGGUAUACAUUCCCAACUGUCUAAUAACUCCGCAUCACAUAAUAAAUUAGCAUAUAAUAACAACAGUAAUAACCACACAGGGGCUGAAUACUUGUCUACGAACAGAACCUCAGAUAUAAUAUCAAAUGUUGCUUCUACUAGUACCUCCAUUAAAGAUAAUAAAAAGUCAACAAAACCACUCUCAUAUGUGUCACAAACAGAAUGGAAAUUUGUCUUAAAGGAUGGGAAAGGGCUAUCUAUUUCAAAUGGUACUAUAGCCACAUCAGAGUUGGUUGAAGAUUUAAUACAGAAAGCCAAAAAAUACUCUCUUAAAAUUUCGCUACAUCAACAUAUCCAUCACCAUUAUGACACAAGCUCCUCCUAUUCUAAACAAAAUGACAUUCCAUUGCAUCCAGAUCGAUUACUAGCGCAUAAUCAGAAAAAUCAAGACGUGUCUGCAUCUUAUACAUCACCUUCUGCAUCUUCCACGAAUCUAUCUCAAGUACCAAAUUCUGUUUUUCAAGAUUUAAUCCAAAGACCAAAUUCUAAUUUUGCAAUUGAUACCACUUCUCCUCAAGUUAGUUUACUAUCAAACACAUAUAAUAAUAAAGAUAAUUCAGUACAAAUAGAUUAUAAAGAAAAUCUAACUGGAAUACCGAAUGCUGGUCCACUUUCACCACAGUUGGAUAAAAAUCUUACUUCUUCUUCAUUUAUUGGAAAUAACGUUGUCAAUGACAUGCCUUAUCAAUUGACCAAUCCUGUGCAUGAUAACCUAAAUACAAAUAUUACAUCAACAAUCAUUACUAAUGAUAAUGUUGACAUGAAUAAUGGUAGUAAUACCAACCUUACCAGCAAUAAAACCUUUUCCACAGAGAAUGAUAACGACACAAUAUAUUUCAGUUCUGGAUAUGAAGUUACUCCAACAUCUGUACAAACGCAACAGUUUCCCACAUCAAGUUCAGAUGCCUCCUCAUUUAGUCUGACAGUUGGUGGCAAUGUAGUUGUCAGUGAAAAUAUAACAAAUCGUAGUUCACAUUUCAAUUAUUUACCCCCCACUAUACGUCCUCGGUUAGAAUCCUCAGAUUCACAGAAUCGAUCUAGCCGUAAUGCAAGUUUGAGCACAUUAUUAAAUCCAAGCCCUAGGUCUAUUAAUGGCGGGUCUCAUAAGUCUUCAUCAUCACCAGGAUCAACAAGUUCAUCGUCACAACAAAAACGCAAAAAUAAGCGAUCUAGGAGAAAGAGUGGCAAGUCAUGGUUCAUCUCACAUAUUGGUAAAUCCAAAUACUGUGAGGAAUAG